This is a messenger RNA of Seriola aureovittata, 2998 nucleotides long. RefSeq names its product transcription elongation factor A (SII), 3 (gene tcea3). The coding region runs from base 156 to 2561 and encodes 801 amino acids. The transcript has 20 exons. Gene Ontology annotation, molecular function: nucleic acid binding; zinc ion binding. Gene Ontology annotation, cellular component: nucleus. The record is from RefSeq and is a predicted model, not a curated record. Lineage: Eukaryota; Metazoa; Chordata; Actinopteri; Carangiformes; Carangidae. Gene Ontology annotation, biological process: DNA-templated transcription.
CACGCCUCUGGGCUGAAUGGAGUGCGCCGUGCGCACAGUCCGAACUGCAGCGGAGCCAAACUUUUUUCUUUUUUUCUUUUUUAACCUCAUUUGACGGGGUUUAAUAAGUAUCCAAUCGACAUUAUUGAGUCGCUUAAAGUCGAUUAAAUGCAGCAAUGACGCGAGAAGAAGAUCUCAUCCGGAUUGCAAAGAAACUGGACAAGAUGGUGUCUAGAAAUAACACGGAGGGCGCCAUGGACCUGCUGAAAGAGCUGAAAAGUUUCAAUAUGACACUCAAGCUUCUCCAGGAAACGAGGAUUGGUAUGUCUGUGAAUGGUAUCAGGAAGCACUGCACGGAUGAGGAAGUCAUUGCCUUGGCAAAGGUUCUCAUUAAAGACUGGAAAAGACUUCUGGACUCUGGCCAUUCUCACUCUGAGAAACCGGCUGAAAUGAAGAACGGAUUGGACUCCAGCAAAACAGCAGCGUCUCCAAACAGCUCACCCUCCGAGACACAGAGUAGUCACAGGAGACUGGACGUCAAGGCGAAACAUGACUCAGAUCCUGACAAAAAACACUUCGAUAAAAACAGAAAAGAGAAACAUAAUGACGAGCACAAAAACAAAAAGAGGCAUUCAGAUGACCUCAGGGAUGAAAAGCACCUGGACGAGCCCAAAAAUGAGAAACAUCCGCAAGAAAUGAGAAAAGAAAAGCAUUUAGAAGAAUCCAAAAAACAAAAAGCUGUGGAGGAUCCCCAUCUGGAGAUGGAUAACAAGAAACAGAAGCAUGUGCAAGACCUGCAGAGUGAAAGACACAAGCCAGACCCAAGGAAAGAAAGACCGUUAGAGGAACACAAAAAGAUGAGACACGUGGAAGAACUCAAAAAGGAAAAACACCCCGAGGAGCCGAAGAAGCACAGCAAAGAUGACAUGAAGAGGGACAAGCACAGAGAAGACGGCAGACACGAGAGGCCGAUAAACACUCCGCAACGAGAGAGACCGCCGAGUGAACCCCAGAGAGAGAAACCUGCUGAGGCUCACAAGUCCAUAUUUGAAAGGAGAGGAGUCUUGGACAGCAGCAUUCUGUAUCCCACCCGGUUCCCCUCUCCUCCUCGCCCCACUCGACCUCCUCUCCCGAUCAAACGUCCCUCUUUGGACGGGAAAAAAGACAGGAAGGAUGGUAAAGACUCCGCCUCCCGACAGCCUCGCCCUCACACUCCCCGACCCGCCUCUCCUCCGGCCAAGUGGCCUUCACUGGAAGUAAAGAAAGAGAGGAAAGUUCCACCAGACCCAAAUGCUCCAAUUCCUCCUCUUCCUCUUCACCUGCAUCCUCCUCCACCAAGAAAAGAGCCUCCUGACCCCAACGCCCCUCUUCCUCCGCUCCCUCUUCACCUCCAUCCCCCACCGCCUCCUCCGAAGCGUCCCUCACUGGACAGGAAAAAGGAGAAAGAGAGGUCUGACUGCAUGUCUGCGAUCACUGCCUUGGAGUGUCUGGGAGGAUUAUUUUGGAAAAAAUUACCUGUAAUCUUAUUUGGAAAAUUCUGCUCUUCAUUGAAUCCUUGUGUUAUUUGCCACAGCAGGAAGGAGUCGUUGGACUCGAAACCUCCUUCACAGAAGAAGACAUCAGAUCAUGUGAAGAAAGACAGGAAAGACUCAUCGGAUAGCAAAGUGUCUAACAAACACUCCGAUGAAGCCAAAAGAGAAAGGAAAGAUUCCUCUGACUCUAAACCACCACCUCCCAAAAAACCCAGUUUGGAUAUCAAAAAAGAAAAACACAGGAAGGACUCCAGCGACUCAAAGUCUGCCCAACCUGUGAAACGUCAUUCAACUGACUCCAAACCUGACAGACGGGAAUCCACUGAGUCAAAGAAAAGCAGCUCACUACCAGCAAAGGCGCUCACAGGUGAAAGGAGAGAGUCUCAGGGCUCUAAGACCUCUCAGCCUGCACCUCCACAGAGGAAGCCCUCAACUGACAGCAGUGAAAGAAAGGGAAAGAUCGAUGCCCCUAAAACUCCCACCACCCCGACCAGCCCCAUGUCACCCAGCUUCAGUUCUCCCGGGGGUCCACUGUCCCCUCACCUGGCUACUGGAGACUCCAUCAGGGACAAGUGCAUUGAGAUGCUGGCAGCUGCCCUGCGCACAGACAACGACUACAAAGAUUUUACAGCUAACUGUGACAGCAUGGCAGCAGAGAUUGAAGAUCAUAUCUACCAGGAGAUAAAGGCCACUGAUAUGAAGUAUAAGAACAGAGUCCGCAGCCGCAUCAGCAACUUGAAGGACCCCAAGAACCCUGGGCUUCGCAGAAACGUACUGGCAGGGAGCAUUGAGUUGAGGCGCAUUGCCACCAUGUCUGCCGAGGAAAUGGCCAGUGACGAGCUGAAACAGCUGAGGAACGUUCUCACCCAGGAGGCCAUCAGGGAGCACCAGAUGGCCAAAACUGGUGGCACCUCCACUGACCUGCUGCAGUGCGGCAAGUGCAAGAAGAGAAACUGCACCUAUAACCAGGUGCAGACACGCAGUGCUGAUGAGCCGAUGACCACGUUUGUCCUGUGUAAUGAAUGUGGUAACCGCUGGAAGUUCUGCUGAUGCUUUCCAGGUGAAACCACGUUUCUUUGUUUUGUUUUGUUUUUUCUGAGCAUAUUGAAUUGCAUAUUUUCUAUAAUGAGAGGGAACGGCGUUUAUAAAUUAUUGCAACUAGUGAUUUAAAAACAGCAGUAUUCUUACAAUUUUUACUUGAAAUUUUGAGAUUUAUAAGCAUGUGCUAAUAAGAAGGGUUUGCUUUAUGUGGGUUUGAAGACUGAGCAUGAAUGUCAGUUUGAUGACUGAGUCAUUGAAUAAUCCAGUUGGAAGACAUUAACAAUGAUCAUGGUGCUAUCAUGAUGGAAACACAAUCAUAAUCCAGUUAAUAUGUUGUCAGUCAUAUUGCAGCUAUUCACUUUGUAUAUAUCGAAUAACCAAUAAACUGCAUAAAUAAUCAGUAUGAUGGCUUUGUAAACUGUUUAAUAAAAAACAUUUGACAAUCA